This is a messenger RNA of Hypanus sabinus (Atlantic stingray), 1338 nucleotides long. RefSeq lists its product as uncharacterized. Gene Ontology annotation, biological process: T cell costimulation; immune response; cellular response to lipopolysaccharide. NCBI's taxonomy places the organism in Eukaryota, Metazoa, Chordata, Chondrichthyes, Myliobatiformes, Dasyatidae. The record is from RefSeq and is a predicted model, not a curated record. Bases 68 to 970 code for a protein of 300 amino acids. The transcript has 6 exons. Gene Ontology annotation, cellular component: external side of plasma membrane.
AGCUGUUGAACUCACUGAGACCCCGGGAGUGGAGAGCAGCGAUAACCAAUCACCGAGCUGAGUCCAAAUGAUAAUGAAAGUUUUAUUCCUGUUCAUUACUGUUCAGAUAUUCCGUGUUUACGCAUCCGAGCCGUUUUCUGUGAGUCCGGCUGCAGCAACUGCAGAUGUAGGUCAGACAGUUAAACUGUCCUGUGAAUUUAAGAACAAACUAGAGUUCGGGAGACGUAUUUUCUGGUACAGACACCGUGCUGAUGAACCCCCGGUAGCGAUCAGAACCACCGACUGCCAAAAGACCGGUUGUAGGGCUACUUACAAAAAAGGCUCUGGUGAUCGCACAUCAGUGCUGGAAAUCCGGAACGUAAGUGUGGAGGAUUCGGGUUUCUACUACUGUGCUGAGAUAAGAAGCUAUCCACCGCUUGUGAAAGGACCUAGACUCAUUGUUGGAGACAGCUCCACCAGUCGGACCUACAUGCAGCUCUUUGUCCCGACGUCAGAGGUGAACGGAUCCGUUCCCUUGGUGUGUCUGGUGGGCGGCCUGUCUUCCAAGCAGAUUGUCAUUUACUGGAACAUAUCCAGACAGAUCACGGAAGGAUGGAGCGAUGCCAGCACGCGUGACCCUGACGGGAGCUACAGUGUUAGAAGUCAGGUACUGGUCUCAGUGAAAACAUGGAUAAACGGAGGAGUCAGCAGCUGUAUCGCACAAUUCGGGGGUGCGGGAAAGACGAGGACUAUGAGUGUCUCCCAUCCCAACAUUGAACCAGAUCAAGAUUAUUGUCUUCCCGCAGCUAUCCUCCUAGGGGUCCUUGUAAUGCUGAUUAUCGUAAUUUUUAUUUGGAUCUUUAAAGAAUGUAAAUCAGGGACACAUCGUCAGUCAGCGACGUGCGAGGGACACAGCAGUGCGGCUCAGUCCCAAGCGCCGAUUAUUUACGCCUCUCUCGACUUCGCUGCAUCAUCCUCUCCCCUCAGAUGAGAAUCUGGUUGGUUUCUGCUUGGAUGGAUUACGGAGAAUUUGACCGAACCUGGGGUCACACUAAAACCCUCUGACCGACUCAAGACUUGACGCUCCUGGAUUGACAAGAUUUGUACGGGCUCAUUCAUAAUGUGAAUAAAAUGUUGGACAAACAUUGAUAUCGCGAUUCAGCCAUAUUCCAAGCCUUAAGUGAAGAACACAGGCUUCCUGCGUAGUUUGCAUUCUCUCAUCUCAAAACUUCCCUUGGAGUUUUUUUUUCGAUUUUCUUUUCUUUGUAUAAAUUAUAUAUAUUAUAAUAUGAUUAAAAAGAUCGGCUUUGCAUUAAUCAAUGACCAUUUUCGAACUUAUUCCAGUUGUGGGUAUAAUGU